UUGAGCUUUAAAAGUGAUUACAGUGAAAUUACAAUUAGGAUGUGUAUGCAGAAUAUGUACUUAGGGCCUUACCUCUAUACCUUGUGUAGUAAAUUAUCUGUAUACUGGUAGAGAUGUGUUAUGUUUAUUACAUGAAUUUCCCCUCUCCUCAUUCUGUAAUUUUCUGGAUAAUUAUCAUACAAAAUUAUGUAAUGUACAGGUUAAUAAUAUAAAUGAUGAAUUGUCACCAAGGACUUCACUGCUUUUGCAUAAGUUAACAGACCUCCAUGUAUGUGCUGGCAAGACAGAGCUUGGAUUGGUUCCUUGAGAACAAACUUCUAGCCACUUAAUAUCUGGAACAGCCAUUAGUGGAUGGUUCCACCCUUAUUGAAGACCCCAGGAUUCACCAGCUGAGUCAAGCUUCAGGUACAGUAAACAUGGGCAAGAGUACAACAAUAAUCCCACGCAAAGCUACAGAUAAAGCAUUGUUUCUUUUCAUGGUAAUAGGCAUACCAUUUGGAGUCUUCUGGCUGGGAUUUGUUAUACUGCCGCAUUACCAUGAUGAGUUGAACUCCAGUGUAGUGAUGCACAUUAUUGCAAUGGUAUUUGUCACCUACAACAUAUUCCACAAUCUUCUCCUUGUAAUAAGGACAGAUGCCAGUGGAAGAACCUCCUUUCUGCCUUCUGUGCUCAAACCUGGUUGGAGGUAUUGUGCAAUUUGUCAAGUGAAUUACCCUCCGAGGUCAUAUCACUGCCACACAUGUGAUGAAUGCAUACUAAAGAGGGAUCACCACUGCAAAUUUACAGGUUGCUGUGUUGGCUACCAUAACCACCGUUACUUUUUGAUGGGAAUCUUUUAUAUAUUUAUAGGAGCUUUGUAUGGAAUUUACUAUCAGUGGGAGUAUGUGUAUGAAACGAUAAAUCUCCCAGUCAUAUAUUUUUUCCUCUGUUUACUUGCUCCACAUUUUGCUCUUCUGUUUGGAGCCAUAAAUUUGUGGGGUGUCCUUGUAGCUACUUUGCACACACUUGGUCUUGCCACUCUCCUAAUGGUGUCGUACUUAUUACUGAUGCAGGCUAAGGCAAUAUGUCAGGGGCAGACUCAGUAUGAGAUGAAGCACAACAUACACGACUACAAUCUGAGUUUGCGCCAGAAUAUUGUUGAUGUGUUGGGCAGGAGAUGGAGAAUUGCUUGGAUUUCCCCCUUUAUACCAUCACCUCUCACUGGGGACGGUUUGAAAUUCCUCAGGGCAACUGAGUAUGAACCACCAAAGGAUAUAUAACCCUUGUGUUUAGCAGUCCAAUACUAUAAAGAAAACUAUACUAAUGAGAAUCAUAGAAUAAACAUGAGUAAAUGUGAAAUAGGUAUUUGAUUAUAUUGUUAAUAUUGAACAGGACAAUCAAUUUUAUUGUUGAAAUUGAUCUGUCUAUGAAGCAUAAUUAGUGCCAAGCAUGUGUACAAAUAGCAUUUGAUAUGUGGAGAAAUAAUUGUAGUUUUGUAGUGCAGAGUAUGCAUUAUUUUCUAAAUGGAUGAAUUAUGUGUGAUUUGUGAUAUUAACCAGCUAAUAUUAGAUAGUGUAUCUUUAUGGCUCAAAUAUAUCUGAAGUAAUGUUGCUCAGGCAAGUAUAUAUUGCUUGUAUUUAUGUAAUGUAGUGUUAUAGCAUGAAGCCAUUUUAGGGAAAAUGAGAAAUCUUGCAGAGUAAAGAACUAAGUAAACACUAGAUUAGCAUGGGUAAACAGUUUAUGUAAUGACAAGACUUGUUUAUGAAGCUUUCUUUUGAACCUACCUGUGAAAAUAUAUGCCUCUUUCAUUGGGUGCUACAAUGUGCAUUAUUAUGUGAAUUGAUUUUCUUUGGUUGAAUAUUUUCAAAGGAUGUGGGCUGUGAAUAGAAUUAGUAGUUAAAAUGUAGGAACACAGAUUUGGUUACUACAUGGCUAGAUUUAUAUAUAGAUAUACAAUUAACAAUGCCAAUGUGUUUUUCCUUUAUUUAUAUAUUGAGGAUAGAUAGAAGUCAGUUUGCAUGAGUUUGAUGAACUACAUAGCCUCUGACUUAACCCAUUGGUACAUUAUCUACUUUAGUUUUGUUUUGUCAAUUUUGUUUACAUAUAGAUAGCUUCACAAGCACUUUGCCAUCAAGGAGGUAGUUACUAGGCCUAACUAACCACAUCUGCUUAGCCCAGUACUUGAUUUUUGGGAUUUUUUAUUUUUUUUAUUUCCAGUACUUAUAAUUGGCAAUUAUUAUAGUUAUCAAUGUUGUUAUGAAUAUUAACACUAUUAUAUCAACAUUACUAACUGUAAUACAAAGUAUCCCUCCCCCCAAAAAACAAAAAAUCAAGGAAAACAAAACUGUUGAUUUCAGGGAGGCCUCAUAAUAGAUUCCUUGCUGACUAAGUACUCAUGGUGCCAUCUCUGUGCAAACAUAGUUUAUAAAAUGAAAUUAUAGUGGAUUAUGCAAAAUGCAUAAUCCAACAAGAGUGGUUCUUAUGCAUUGUCAUAGGUUUGGUUACUAUACUUUCUACAAGUUUCAUAUGCAUUAUACUACAAAGCAGCUGUUAUGGUUAAAAGAUGCACUGUAUAGGUGUUACUUCUUCUAGCAGCAUAAUCUUAGGAUUAAGCAUUCCUAGAAAUAAAUACUGUAGUUUAAUAUUCCACCCUCCUUUAAGGGCAAUUUACUAUCAGGUGUCAAUUUCCAGUGGAAAAGAGUAAUCCUGUUAUAUCUCUUUCCGCCAUAUUUAGAUGGGCACUGACUAAUUCUGGAAUUUUGGAAUUAAUUAGCAUUUAAAUUGACUAUAUUUUCUAGUUAAUCAAGUAAAUCUCUCUUGUGUGCAAAAUUCACUUGUAUAUUUUCAAAUAUCCACAAAGCAUCUCUUGAUUUAAUUGAAAAUUUGAAGUAUGUAUACAGGAGAGCACAGGCCCGAUUACUGCAUGGACCUGCUCAAGACUCCUUUUUUUCUCUUCUUGUAGACCUUAGUUUGGACUUAUACUAUUUUUAUUAUGGAUGAUAUGAUUAGUGCUAAGUAUUCAAUUUAUUUUUGUGAUUGAAGAUUUGUAACACACUCACACUCACACUCACACACUCAUACUCAUACUUAUACUCACACUUAUACUCACAGUCAGACUCACACUCACUCACAGCUCAGACACACAUGCUCAGACUCGCUCACACU
Molecule: messenger RNA, 3144 nt
Organism: Penaeus chinensis
Lineage: Eukaryota; Metazoa; Arthropoda; Malacostraca; Decapoda; Penaeidae
Product: probable palmitoyltransferase ZDHHC24
Exons: 5
Coding region: 417-1259 (280 amino acids)
Biological process (GO): peptidyl-L-cysteine S-palmitoylation; protein targeting to membrane
Cellular component (GO): endoplasmic reticulum; Golgi apparatus
Molecular function (GO): protein-cysteine S-palmitoyltransferase activity
Source: RefSeq, a predicted model, not a curated record